This is a messenger RNA of Cryptomeria japonica (Japanese cedar), 2612 nucleotides long. RefSeq names its product acyl-CoA-binding domain-containing protein 6. Gene Ontology annotation, cellular component: cytosol. The transcript has 18 exons. The record is from RefSeq and is a predicted model, not a curated record. Lineage: Eukaryota; Viridiplantae; Streptophyta; Pinopsida; Cupressales; Cupressaceae. Gene Ontology annotation, biological process: lipid transport. Gene Ontology annotation, molecular function: fatty-acyl-CoA binding; protein binding. Bases 190 to 2187 code for a protein of 665 amino acids.
GCCAAAACACAAAUAAAUUAUGGCUAUUCAGCACCGAAAAACUUGUUGCUGUUUGCCAGUUUGAAGUAUACAAGAAAAUAGAAAUAGCUUGAAGCAGAUGACAAGUGUUUGACAAAAAGAUCAACGUCUGGUUUGAUAGGGUUCAGAUCGAACAAAUCAAUCUUUAGGGUUUUAAUUUGAAGAUCAACAAUGGCGACGAGGUCGAGCUCUGGAUUGGCGUAUCCCGAGAGAUUUUACGCAGCGGCUGCAUAUGCUGGCUUCGGAACAUCAGACGUUUCUUCUUCCAAAGCUGCUAUAUCCCGCUUCAAAAAUGAGAUCGCAUUACUUCUUUACGGACUUUACCAGCAAGCAACUGUGGGACCUUGUAAUAUCUCUAAACCUCGUAGCUGGAACCCAAUUGAGCAUAGCAAAUGGACAAGCUGGAAUGGGCUUCGGAAUAUGGCUUCCACAGAAGCGAUGAGGCUUUUUGUUAAAAUAUUGGAGGAAGAAGACCCUGCAUGGUAUUCAAAGGUGCCCGAUCCCAAACCCGAGCCAAUGGUGGAAAUAGAAAACCCACCUCAAGAAUCAGAUUCACAUCUUGACAAUUCUGUUUCUGUUCUCAAGGAAACUGCAAUUGAGAAUGGAAGUAUCUUAGAGACACAAGAUAAGGAUGUUGUGCUGGAAGGUUUGGGAGCAAUUGGUGUUUAUGACCAGUGGAUUGCACCAUCUGUCUCUGGGCGGCGACCAAAAGCACGUUAUGAGCAUGCGGCAGCUGUACUGCAAGAUAAAAUGUAUGUCUUUGGUGGGAAUCAUAAUGGACGCUACUUAAAUGAUAUUCAGGUCCUUGAUCUAAAAUCUUUGAUUUGGUCCAAGAUAGAGGCAAAAAUGGCAUCAGACUCUUCUCAAGCACUGUUAUCUCCUUGUGCUGGGCAUUCUCUGAUCCGAUGGGGCAAUAAGCUGCUAGCUGUAGCUGGACAUACCAAAGAUCCAUCUGAUACAGUAACAGUUGAAUGCUUUGACACAGAGACCUCUACAUGGUCUGUAUUAAAGUCUUAUGGAAAGGCUCCGAUUGCACGUGGAGGUCAAUCUGUGACUCUUGUUGGGUCCAAUUUAGUUAUGUUUGGUGGCGAGGACUCUAAGAGGAGUCUCUUGAAUGAUUUGAAUAUUUUGGACUUGGAAACAAUGACAUGGGAUGCUAUAGAAGCUGUUGGUACUCCUCCAUCGCCAAGGUCUGAUCACACUGCUGCUGUUCAUGCUGAUAAAUAUCUUCUGAUUUUUGGUGGUGGUUCUCAUUCUUCAUGUUUCAAUGAUCUUCAUGUCCUUGACUUGCAGACUAUGGAAUGGUCACAGCCAAAAAUGCAAGGUAGUUUACCUACCCCACGAGCUGGUCAUGCAGGUGUCACAAUUGGUGAAAAUUGGUACAUUGUGGGUGGAGGUGAUAACAAGAGUGGUGUAUCUGAUACUGUGGUCCUAAAUAUGUCAAUGCUUGUUUGGUCUGUGGUAACAACUGUACAAGGAAGAGUUCCACUUGCCAGUGAGGGACUGAGUCUUGAGGUCACCACCUACAAUGGUGAAGAAAUUCUUGUUGCCUUUGGUGGAUACAAUGGAAGGUACAGCAACGAGUUGUACGUUUUGAAGCCAAGCCAUAAGGGCAUUAUAGAACCAAAAAUUCUCGAAUCACCUGCAACUGCCAGUGUUGAUCCUAUACUGCCUAUAUCAAAUGGGGUCAGGGACAUAGAAGCUGAAGAUCUGACACGUAAUGGUAAAGUUCGAGAGAUUGUCAUGGACAAUCCAGAAUCCGAGCCUCAGCAUCAAAUAAGUAUUGACACAAAAGAAAGGAUUAUAGUAACAUUGAAAGCAGAGAAAGACAAUCUGGAGGCAGCACUCACAACAGAGCAUUCACUAAAUUCCAAACUCAAGCAAGAGCUAUCUGAAGCACAAGCUGCAUAUGCAGAACUAACUGAGGAACUGCGGUCUGCACGCAAACAACUAGCUGCUGAACAGUCAAGGAGUUUCAGACUAGAGGUAGAAAUUGCUGAGAUACGUCAAAAAUUGCACUCAAUGGAAAGCUUGCAGCAGGAGGUAGAUUUGCUUCGGCGCCAAAAGGCUGCUUCUGAACAAGCUGCAGCACAUGCUCAGCAAAAACAAAGCUCAAUAUGGGGUUGGAUUGCAGGGACUCCACCCGAUCCAAAGACUGUAGAUGACUAAUAUAUCCUGGAGUUGUUGAUUCCUCUACCAGUUAAAUAAUUUUUUCCCAUUCUUUUAUUAGUGUUCACUGUUUAUCUGUUUCUUUUAGGAAUUUUGAGCCCACCAAUAUGGGAUAUAUAUAGAGAGAAGAAUCUUAAUGAUUUGUACAUUUUACCUCGUCCAUUUUGCAAUUAAAUAUACAAUUCUAUUCUUUCAAGUCCUGAACAACAGCAUUUUAUUGGUUGAUAUAAGAGUUUUGUCUACAUAUCCAGAUUUCACCCGAGUGUGGGUUUAAAAAUGAUCAUAUGGUCAAGACAUUAUUUUUGGAUGUGAUUCCUAUGUUAAAUGUCUUCCAUGAGGACCACUAUUAGAUUGAUGUACUUACUCAAUUCCUUAAUUCUUAAUAAUGAUUUCUAGCGCCAGCUGAUUAGCUGAGUUAACGAUUU